Messenger RNA from Cercospora beticola, 2865 nucleotides. RefSeq names its product ubiquitin-conjugating enzyme E2. The record is from RefSeq and is a predicted model, not a curated record. NCBI's taxonomy places the organism in Eukaryota, Fungi, Ascomycota, Dothideomycetes, Mycosphaerellales, Mycosphaerellaceae.
AUGACUCUGAUCCUUCAUCCCGACGAUAUCGUGGCGAGUAAAGCCGAUGAAAAGUCCCUGGCCGUUGUAGAGCGGACGCACAGUGAUAUCGACACGCACACCCCUUUUCCAGGCAAGGACGAGGACGAGCCCAUCGAUCGCGACAGCGAAAUCUCGCAUUCCACUUUCCGAAAAUUCAUGAGCGUUGGAGCGCCACCCAAAGACACAGUUCUGGUUCGAUGGCAGAACAAGCCCAACCUCGAGUUACUGCCGGUGACCAAGCUCAAGUUGGUUGAUCGGUCACUGCUCAUCGGCGACAUCGUCAAGCGCUCCGUACAGGAUGCACAGUCGGGAGUGGUUCUCAACACAUUCACUAAAUGCACUCUGCAGCCGAUGUGUGACGUUACUUACCAGGAUUCCAAGAUGCUCAAGGGACUACUUCCUCACGAAAACUUCGAUGCGAGCACUUCGCAAUAUUGUGUAUAUCCAAACGGCAGGCCUGCUCCCAUCAUAGACGUACCCGCAUCGGAACUAGUGGAGGCUGAGACGGUCACGGAGGACUGCUUGGUGAUCUACAAAGACUGGAUUGGGAAAGUGGAAGCAAUCACGAACAAUAUCCAAGUACGGCUGACCGACAAUUGUGUCGUCGAAAUUGAAGACGAAGCUGGCGAGCAUCCCGAUGGGCACUACGGAUCUUUCUGUGUUGGCGACAUUGCGAAGACGAAGAAAGGCCAGCUUCGCACUGGAAAGUGGGUCUAUGGUGCUUACAAUGCAAACACUCCUCCUGUAGGCACAGUCGUCGCUGUGCGGACCGUGGCUGCAGAAGUCGCCUGGGCGCAACGAAGAAUAGGCAGCACCCAAGAACAGGAACCACCGUUUAUGCUCGAAUCGGAAGAACUGGAGUCGGCAGGAUUUUCUGUUUACCAGCGCGACCGAAGGCCAGCCAACAGCCACACCGAGUCUCCAUCGACUAAAUCCAACUCCGAGAUCGAUGUUCGCCUAGGAUUGCGCGUGCGCUUCCGAGAUCUGACUGGCGCUCGCGUAAAAUACAACAGCAACGAACGUCCCAAUAUGAUCCCUCAUCUCGACAGACAAGCGAAUCUUGGCUAUGACUUGAAUGUGUUCGAUAUCACCAAAUUUGAGACAACCGUCUCAGUCCAAUGGCAGGAUCUAUCCAUUACUACUGAGCGAUCGAUCAAUCUUUUUCCCGAUUCGAGCUUGGACGACGAGCAUGCGGCCUGGCCGGGCGAGAUCGCGCACUCACUCAAGCUUGUGCCGGUGCCUGGAAUGUCAUUUGUGGAGCAGCCUGAGCAAGUCGGCGUGGUCCAGUCUGUCGACGCAGUGGACCGCAUGGCAAAGGUCCGAUGGCUGGAGAACUCACACAUUCACUAUGCGAAAGACCCAGAUGGAGGCAUGCCGCCAGCACUUGUGUCACAUGCCAUUUCCUCCGCACACGCAGAGGAGCAGCAGAUCAGUCUGUACGACAUUGAGGCACCUGCUGCCCUGAACUACCGCCGAGGAGACAUCAUUUUGAUUUCUUGUCCUCCCUACAACACACUUCACGGCCGACCGAGUGAUAGAACUUGGCUCGGCGAACUUAUCGAUACCCCGCUCGACGGCUCUCUAGUUGUGCGUCUUGGAGCUGCUUCACAGGUCCAGGAUGUCGUUCUUCGUCGGGAGCAAUGCGUAGUUGCUGUGAGAUCAGAUGGGAGCCAUGCGGUCGAUGCCUGGAACGAGGACGAGAUGGACGAUGAAUACGAUGUAUCUGAUGACGAAGAGAUCGACGACGAUUGGGGCAGCGACGCGGAAAGCGAGGAAGAGGAGAUGCUUAUCCGGUGGGAGGACGAGAAUGGUGAAGAAAUGGACGAGGACGAGGUUGAAAAUGACGAAUGGGAGUCGGCGGAUGAGGACACUGAAGAUCUGCCCAUGGAGGAUGCGCAGGAGUUUCACACACCGCCAACCUCACACUCUGCAUCGCCGAUAGAUACGGCUGCGCACAAGAUGAAGACGGACGCAGCACCUACAGAGCCUACCAUCGAAGCUCCUCCCUCAUAUGCGAUUCUCGAUGGGGAUGUUCCACUCGACCACCGCUUUCGCAACGAGCCUACCACCUCGAGUUCUGUACACACAAAACGCACACAAAAGGAGCACAAGAUCCUCCGUAACAACUCCGCCCUUCCCACAGGUGUCUACAUCCGCUCCUGGGAAUCACGUCUCGACCUCCUCCGCUGCUUGAUCAUCGGCCCCACGGACACCCCAUACGCCAACGCUCCUUUCGUGGUCGACUUCUACCUAUCCUCCGAAUUCCCCACCGAACCACCUCAGGUCUACUUCCACUCCUGGCCCACCAUCUCGGCCAUUGGAACUCUAGGCCGCGUCAACCCAAAUCUAUACGAAGACGGGAAAAUCUGCCUAUCACUUCUCGGAACCUGGGAAGGAAGCAAAGGAGAAGGCUGGAGUGCGACACGAAGCACAUUACUACAGGUCAUGGUCUCACUACUGGGACUGGUCCUUGUUCGCGAACCGUACUACAACGAAGCCGGCUAUGAAGCUCUUGUGGGAGAUGAGGCAAGCAAAAGACCAAGCGCACUGUACAGCGAAAGAGUGUUUUUGCGCGCAAAAGGCUUUUUGAUCACGGCUUUAUCGGGCACCGACACGACACCGGGACUGAAAGGUCUCGAAGAUAUCAUUCGAUGGACAUACCUUCAACCAAGCGGGCCAAAGCUGCUCCAAGCGACAAUCGCCAAUGUGAAAGAAGUGCUGGAGAGAAGUAAUGGUAAUGAUGAGGCAGAUGGAUUGACGGUCAUGUCGAAAGGCGCUUGCAUUCCCUUGAGAAGGGUACUAGAUAGACUUGUUGCCUUUGACGAUGAGGCAAAGUCCUCAUAA